AGGGUUGGUUGGUUGGUUGGGCUCCCUUUUUUUCCGGUUUCUCUCUCUCUCCUGUGUGUGUGUCUCCGUGUGUCUCUCCCAUUCUUGAGUGGUUCGGCGUUACUACAACAACUCCACGCAGUUGGUUCAGUGCUGUCACGCCGUUCGGUUUGUCUCGUGUUUUGUGCUGCACUAGAAAAUUAUCCGAUCCGUUUUUCAGUUCCGGAACUCCGAGCCUUUCAAAGUCACGCCAAAGUUUUUCGGGAGCAGACAGAAACCCGCGGGAAUUUUUUUGGUUUUGUUUCGCCUACAGAGUGAGACGGGCAGAUUUUUGUUGGUGUUUUUUUUUGGGUGGGUGGUUAGUUUUGAGUUGCAGAAAAAUGAAGACGGCCGUUUGGUACACAUCGACGUUCGUCGUCAUCUUCGUUUACCUUUACUGCUACCUGGUGCAGUUCAUCCGCGGGGCGGAAAUCCGGCCGCAACAUCUCCAGCCUUUGCUUCGAAGUCGACUAGCAGCGCCACUGCAGCAGCAGCCUGUUGCAUUUCCCUAUCCGGUGGCUGGCGGAUGGCCAUUGGCAUCCGGCAGUCAGCAUCCGGCCCAGCAACGCCAUCUCCCUCCGCUACCACCUCCUCCGCCUCCGUCAGAAGUUUUCGCCGAUUACAUGGGACCUGGAUCCAUGGCCGUGUCUUCAUCCAUGUCCGUCUCUUCCGCUGCUUCCGCUCCGGUUCAAGUCCCACCGUCAGUUUCCGCCGCACCCGCUGCCGCCUCCGCUGCUGCUGCCAAGCCGUUGGAUUUCAGUUACCACAAUUACGAGGACAUGACGACCUGGUUAAAACAGUUUAGUGCAUCCAAUCCAGAUCUAACGGCCCUCUACUCCAUCGGCAAAUCCGUUCAAGGUCGCGAUUUGUGGGUGAUGGUGGUCUCGUCGUCUCCGUUCCAGCACAUGAAAGGCAAACCGGAUGUCAAGUACGUGGCCAACAUCCACGGCAACGAGGCCGUCAGCAGGGAAAUGGCUCUGCAUCUCAUCCAGCAUUUAGUCAAGAGCUACAGGGAAGACGCUUACAUCCGCUGGCUGCUGGACCAGACGCGAAUCCACAUCUUGCCAAGUCUCAAUCCAGACGGAUUCGAAGUGGCCCGCGAGGGCACUUGCACCGGUGGUCAAGGAAGGUACAACGCCCGCGGUUUCGAUUUGAAUCGAAAUUUCCCAGACUACUUCAAGCAGAACACGAAACGUCUCCAGCCGGAAACUGAAGCCUACAAGGAAUGGAUCGCCAAAAUUCAGUUUACCCUGUCGGCCGGACUUCACGCUGGCGCUCUAGUCGCUUCCUACCCUUUCGAUAACACACCCAAUUCGGUUUACCAAGCGUUCGCUCCCACUCCGUCACAGACGCCGGAUGACGAUGUCUUCCAUCACCUGGCCACGUUGUACGCCCGCAAUCACGCCACCAUGUAUCAAGGUGUGGCCUGCAAGCCCGGCUCCCCUUCGUUCCCCAACGGGACGACCAACGGAGCGGCCUGGUACCCGUUGACGGGCGGGGCUCAAGACUAUUCCUACGUUUGGACGGGAACGAUGGAGAUCACCGUUGAAAUGGCCUGCUGCAAGUACCCGCCAGCGGCCGAGCUGCCACUCCACUGGAGUGAACACCGACAGGCGCUCGUCCGCUUCGUCGGCGAGGCCCACCGCGGCGUCCGCGGGUUCGUGACCGACGGCAACGGCCGACCGCUGGAGAACGUCGCCAUGAAAAUCAAAGGUCGCGACGCUCCGUUCCAAACGACCAAACACGGAGAAUAUUGGCGGAUCCUCUUGCCGGGCUACUACCGGAUCGAGGCUUACAAAGAAGGUUACGAACCGGUCGAAGACGAUUUCAGCGUUACGGAUCACCACGCCACCCAAGUCAAUCUGACGCUGUUCAAACAGGUGGAUUCUAAAAACGCUUUCGGAGCUCUGGACGAGGUCAGUAACUACUAUUCGCUGUCGCCGGGUGAUGAGCGACCGAACAAACGGCAACCGACCAUCUCUAAUAAACAGGACGUUCCCCAUCCAACGGGACUGACUGGCCUCCUCAUCACGCUGCGAUCGCAAAUGGAUAAUCUGUUCACCAAUCUGUUUGGUUGAGGAAUUCAAUCACGGAAUCAGCCGACCGGAACGAAAAUUCAUUAAAAAUAAUAAAAAAGGAGAAGACUGAUCACGUGAAUAGACGACAUUCUACGUGACGAUCGAUUGCUUUAGCUUUGAAAUGGUUGACGACGACGGAUGCGAAACGGACACCCCACCCCACAGCAACUAUCGGCUUUACUUAUCCUUUUUCCACGCGCCUGUUUGUCUUCUCCUUUUCCUUCCGGAUGGAUGGAUGGAUGGUCGUUCGCUUCGUUAGCGAAAUUUGAGACCAUUGACCUUUUUCCGACACUUCUCUUCUCCUUUAUCCAUUUAUUUUUUACAUAUACUUUGUAUGUUAAUUUAUAAAAUUGUACUGUACAUAUCAAUGCAAUGAAUGUUUUGUCUUUUCUCUUCUAAUUUUAAAAAGAAAACAAUCGCCAGCCGCCUUUA
This is a messenger RNA of Daphnia pulex (common water flea), 2528 nucleotides long. RefSeq names its product carboxypeptidase D-like. Gene Ontology annotation, molecular function: metallocarboxypeptidase activity; zinc ion binding. The transcript has 8 exons. Lineage: Eukaryota; Metazoa; Arthropoda; Branchiopoda; Diplostraca; Daphniidae. The record is from RefSeq and is a predicted model, not a curated record. Bases 360 to 2096 code for a protein of 578 amino acids. Gene Ontology annotation, biological process: proteolysis. Gene Ontology annotation, cellular component: cell surface.